AACCAGAAAACAAACAUGUCGGUCGACGGAACAUUGGAUGAAAGUGAAAGAAAAGUUGUGAAUGAAUUCUGCCAUUUAUUAGAAAAAUCAAAGCAGUUAUUUAAUGGUUUACGAGAUUUACCACAGUAUGGUCACAAACAAUGGCAAUCUUAUUUUGGAAGAACAUUUGAUGUCUAUACAAAAUUAUGGAAAUUUCAACAACAGCACAGACAAAUAUUGGAUAAUAAAUAUGGGUUGAAAAGAUGGCAAAUAGGAGAGGUGGCAUCCAAGAUAGGACAACUUUAUUACCAUUACUACUUAAGAACAAGUGAAACCAAUUACCUUAGUGAGUCAUUUUCCUUUUACUCUGCUAUCAGGAUGAGGGCUUAUUAUUCCAAAGCUACCAAAGAAGACAGUUUGUCCCAAGUGCAGAUACCUGAUUUGAUGGUGAAGAAAUUACGAUAUUAUGCCAGAUUCAUUGUGGUGUGUCUAUUAUUGAAGAAAAUGAAAUUAGUCAGGGAUUUAGUUCGGGAAUUAGCGAAACAGAUUGAUGAUUAUACAAGUACAUAUGAACCUGAAGAUCAAAUGGAAUGGAAUUUAGUAUUAGGGGAAAUAAAGGCUUUUAUAGAGGCUGAUAAUAUAAUAAAUGUUGUUGAUGUUGAUUCAUCUACUAUAGUAUUAUCACAUCGAUUAACUCCACUGAAUACACCACCAGCUGAUAAAGGAGCUCCUGUAUAUUUAUCAUUGCAAGAAAUACUCAUAGUUGGUAACUGUCAUGAACAGGUGAAGUUUAGUGAAUUAACAUUAGAUAUGUUUAGAAUGUUACAAACAUUAGAACGAGAACCACAAGAAGAUUUAACUAAUCAAAUAUAUGACGUAUCUCCAGCACCCGGUCGACAAUUAUUUGAAAAUGGAGAUAGAAGCCGACGUGACAAUCCACAUAAAUACUUACUGUAUAAACCUACUUACGGUCAACUUAAUACCUUUCUUGCCUCAGCUUUUAAAGAGCUACCACCAAAUGGUGCAAUGUUAUUAUAUAUCUCAGCAGAUGGUUGCCUAGGAAAUGCUAAACACACAGAUGAUGCUGCAUAUGAUUUAGGAGGUGUUGUAACUAAUAGUAGAAGAGAAGGAGAAACACCUAGUAAAGGAAAACGACCCGGUGUAUUGAAAGAAAUGCAUUGUUUACAUCCAGGAGAUUUAUAUCCAUAUACACGUAAACCUUUAUUUCUGAUUGUUGAUAGUGAUAACAGUUCAGCUUUCCAAGGUUUCCCUACAUUAUUUGGUCAACCAUUGGUUUGUCUUCUAUCACCGGAACAAGUUCCUACAACCAUGCAAGAUCAGCAUCAGAAAGGGAACUUGUUUACAUUAUUUCUUCACUGUCCACUUAUGGCAUUCUGUUAUGUAUGUAAUAUAAUUGAUAUUCCUAUCACACUAUGGGACAAGUGCCAAAUGCAGAUAGAUAAAUUUAUGGCGGAGGCCAGUAAACUCUUUGUUAGAGCUCGUAAACUUGAUCAUUCCUACAUGCAGUUUUUCGGUGAUGAUUUUCUUCGAUUAUUACUGCUUCGCUUUGUGUUGUGCUAUAUUGUGUUAAUUUUACACAGAGGGUUUAAGGGACCAAGUUACUACCCAGUUUCACACCCUUCACUGCCUACAGAUGAAAUUCUUGAGCACCCGAGUCUCUACAAAAUAGUUCUUGAUCUUGCUAGCAUUUUAGAAGUUAGAGGACUAUUUGCCGAGCCAGGAGAAGGGGAUAUCAUUGCAUAACGUCAGUUUUAUUUAGAGUUGAAUCUUGUUAUCAAAUCUUUUUACACAUGAAAUCUUUUUCAUUAGCUAUCGCAUAAUCAUUUAAUGUUCGCAACUGUUUAAACAGCAUUUUCAUUCGUCUGUAUAUAACUAACUUCGAUUCCAAUCGUAAUCUUUUAUUGUUUGUUGUGGACAAAAGUCUGCUUGUGUGAAGUUUGGGUCAUUUCAUGUCAAAUCGGCCAACAGUUGUAGCUAAAUUAUCGUAUAAAAUUUCUUCCAAAUCUGUUUCAACACAGACCAAAUUUUAGAAAUCAUUUUUGACAAGGAUCAACCCUUGGAAUGUUGCUUCACCAAGGGUUAACUGGUGGUUGAGCCGUUUUAUCAUGGUUAAUUUGAUCGAGAAUGAGCCUUUUUAUCAGAGUCUCAUAACAUACAAAUGUUUUCUUUGAGUGGUAUUUAGCACUUGACACAUGUAAUAAACACAAAAAAACAUAAUAUGGGGCACAAUUACAAUUUUAAUUAAAGCGACAUUGCGUUGACGGGUCUCUCUGUAUUUUAUAUUCAUCAUCAUUUGCUUGAUAACACUGAGACAGCACUCAAUAUAACGUCACUUUAAUUAAAAUAGUAAUUGUGUUCCAUAUUAUGUUUUUGUGUUUAUUAUUAAAAUUGUUUAUCAAUGUACAAAUUCACGAUGACAGAAUACAGAAGUUGUUCUGGUUUUAAAGUAGCACAUGUCAGUGACUACUUAUGCUUUUCCAUUAAAUUUUAUCGUUCACACAUUCCACUAAAUCCAUAGGUUUUCGUUGAAAAAAUUUUGCUUUAUAUACCACAUGAUUUUACCUUCCCGUGUGGGUUUUACUGCAAAAAAAACUAAACAUAUCAGAACAUCUUCCGAAUAUUGAUGUUUGAUUUAUUUAAAUGGAAAAGCCCAGACAUCACAGAUUCAUUAUGAAGUAUUAGAAUAGUUUCCACAAUGCAGUACCUGACAUAUAUAUAUGCUAUUUGCCCUUAAUUAACCAACUAAAAGCCAACUGAAAUGUCAUUAGGGUAAAUUUCACUCUCUAUUUAUGAAUAAAACAAUGUGCUUUUGCUAUAUAGCUAUUCUUCUUACUAUGGGUGCAUACAUUGGAUCAAAGAAACACUGCUCUUUUUUUAUGACAGUUACUCUCAUAAGAUCACAACCUGCAUAUUAAGUGUUAAUUUGUUACUAACAAAUAAUACAAUUUGUACUUUAGGCUGAGCAUGAUUGAAACUAUUUUAAUAAUAGAUAAUGAAUGAAAAAAAUGUGAAUCUGCAAUGACUGGACUUCUCCUUUCAAGACGCUACACCUCUUUACAUUAGGUCAAUAUAAAGUAUAGAAUGGAGUUGAUCUAAUGUGUUAUUUCAUUAUUAACUUUUUGUAUUGAAAGAUUAAGCUUUAGUUGACUUGUUUAGUAAAUUUAUAUUCAUUUUUGGCUUACCAUACUUUGAAAUACGAAAUUGGUUGAACUAUUGCUUUGUCUAGAGACAAAGAGAGAUCGUCAUCCACAAAAAAAAAAUCAACAUAUCAAAUCUAAUGAAAUCAGCAGUUUAUUUUGACCCAAAUGAAGAGGUCUCAGUCAAUUCAAGUCUAGAAUGGCAGCACUUACUAUGUCUCAUAAUCUUAAGAAACCUAUGGCUUGCUUUUCAUCACAGCUCCAAAGUUAAUACAUAUUAUUCAUAUAAAAUGCUCAGAUUUUCACAGAUAGUGACCUUACACACUUGUUAAAUAAUGCAUUAUAUAUAUGAUUUACAAUUUUAAUAGUAUUGAUAGCGAUCAAUUGAAGGUCACAAUGAUUUAGAUACUCUAUUAUAUUAUUUAAAGUAUUAAAAUCUUUUAUUUUGACAUAUUAUUUAUAUGUAUAAAUUAAUAGAAUUAAUCAUUUUAGUGGCACCAAUGACAUGUGAUUUUUCUUAGAUGCUCUGUAGGCUUUGUUUAUAGAAAUUCAAUUAUCUAUUUACAUAAUCAUCAUUUACAGGCUAUAUCCAAACUAAAGGAAAAUUAUAUUUAUUGCCAAAAACUUAUUGAAAUUCUAAAAAUACCAUCAUUAUCAUUAACAAGUGAUUUGUUAACAACUGACUGUUACGAUUCACCAUCAAGAAAAGUGGUUAGGAUUUCUUUAUUUUAUAUUUGUUAAGCUUACUAACCACUUUCAGUCUAUAAUAUAAUUUUUCUGAACCAUAAGAAAUGUCCUACUGUUCAUUACAAAUAAGUUUUCCAGUUGUAUUACUUGACCUAAUUAACCUGAACAGAACAUAUUUUUAAUUAUGUGGUUGCAUUAAAUCACCAUGCAAUGUCAUUAUGAAUAAUUCCAAUGAAUCCCAUGAAAAAUCACAUGUGUGAUGGCCUUCAUUUUUAUAGUGUUAGAUUGAUUUAUUACUAAUAAUACAAAUAUAAUUUAUUUUAAACAAAUGUAAAUAUUUCUGUAUAAUUUACUUAGUUCUAGUCCAGAGUCAAUAGAAGUGAGACUUGUUCUCCAUCUUUUUGUAAAUUAAAGGUAUGGAUAUUUAUUAUCGUGACACAAAGAAAAACGACUGUGGCACUAAUCUGUUAUAAAAUGAAGAAAAGGAAGACAGGGUGAUAAUAGGAGGUCAAUUACAUUCGGCUACAUUGGGUUCAAUCCUCUACUUCCAAUCUGAUUGAAAUACAGAUCUAUAUUUCAUUUCGUUUUUAUACUUUCGAUGGCCUGCACUAUAUGAAGAUCUGACCAGUUGUAGUGGGAGGUUGUGUCGGGUGUCUUACAUGUGGAUUUUGACCCUAUGACAAGUGGAUUUUGACCCUAUCAUUUGAUUAACCAAUGAGCUUCAGUGUUUUAAGGGGUUUUUCAGAAAUACAACUCUUGCUUUGAAUUCUUUUCUAUGAAUGUCUACCCACAGUUCUGCACACUGCAUGCUAAGAACUUGACCCAACAGACCAUUUGAUUGGCUAUCCAUCACAUCUACCAAAAAUAGCUUAUUUUACAACCUUUCCAGAUCCUUGUGUAGUGAAGACAAAUAAAAUGAAAUUUUGAACUAUAAAAAACGAAACAAUAUAGCAUCUGUGUUUAAGUCAGAUUGAUGGUAAUUUGUGAAAAUUUGAGAUACCUGAAUUAAUUAGAUGUCGAAAAAUCUCCAUCUGAAAUGCUAUUUGGAUAUGAUAUCAAUUGGCUAUUACUCUCACUUGACCUGUAGCUAUUGACAAGAUAUGCAUGCCAUGAUUUAACUUAUUUUAUUGUCAAGCUUAGAAUGAUGUAAUGUCAAGUACUUAGACUUUUUUAAUGUGAUAUUUUUGUCAUAAUAUUUUUUCUACUUGCUUUUGAUAUGAGCAUGUAUGUAUAUGACGUACGAUUGUAUAAAGAGUGUUUCUUGCGUAAUUAUUUCUUGUUCUCAUUUAUUUGAAAUUUUGCAAAUUAUUUGUAUGAAUGUUAAGAUAUGGAGUCUAAAAUUACAUGUAAUGAUACUACAUUCCUAGACAAAAUUUAAUUAUUUUUCUCUCAAGAGAAUUACUAGUAAAGGACGUUAUAUUAUAUAGUGACUAAAGUCUUAAAAUAUUUGUAUCGGAUUAACUAUUAAAUUAAAUUUCAAAACAUUUUCUCUUAUUAGUUGGUAAAUAAAUGAAGUCCGAUUAAAGUCAAUUUUAUUUGUCUUUUGCAAAGAUUGUGGAGAAAUUUUGUAGAUGAUCAGUACCUUUUGAUAAAUUUGAUCACCUUGAUUUAAUGGCAUAAUUGUGUAGAUAUACCUCAAUUGAAAAAUAAAUUUAAAUGGGCUAAACCUCUUUUGAUUAAAGGUCAAAAUAAAGCAUUGUGUAUUGGUUUAAAGUUUUAUUAUUUAUGGGACAAAAUCUAAACAAUUAAAUUUUAUUGUCAAAAUAGUAAGCGAGAGUAAGUUUUUGGCUUAAACUGUCUACAGGAAAACACAAAAUCGACAUUGGCCUUCUGUGUGGACUUAAAAUUUUAAAUGUAGAGAGAUACCCAUUCAGAAUGUUUAUCAACACAUUGUACUUCAACACUUCUAUAUUUUAGCCAAAUCAAAGAGGUUUAUUUAGCCAUUUUAACAAACUGAAAAAGUAUAGUUAUGGAAGACUUUUAAGUAUUAUUUAUAUUUAUUGUUUAUGUUUAGUUCAUAGUUUCUGUAUAUUUUUGUUUUAUUUUUGUUAUUUAUAUACAUGUAGUUCAUAAUUUAGUUAUGAUUACUUAGUUAUCUUGCCAAAACCAUAUAUAAAUAUAUAUAUUUUACUUUAACUAUUAUGCAGCAUAUCUGAAUUAAGUAGUUUAUUGGAUAUUUUAAAAAUAUUUUAUUAAAGUUUUCAAGAACUUUUUGGUUAUAGGUCAAAUUAAAGUGUUGAACUGGAUUGAUCAGAUAUUUUAAUUCAAAUGGAACUAGGAAAUGAAAUGAAAUGGGGUUUAUUGUCCUACUGUUCUGCUCCUACUGGGCUAAUGAAGACAGGCAUACACCAUGCAGUGUACUGUAAGGGAAAUUUUGCCUGGACAGCAGCGCUACGGCCUACUCUUAAAUCGAUUUCCAACUGCCAAGGGAUCUCUUACGUGCACACCAGUGUGUACAUGGGACCUCUUUUUUUAAUCCUAGCCAAACGACUAGACAGCUCGAAUGGAGCUAGGCAUGCUCUGUAUAAUUAAAUUUUUAUUAACCCACAUUUAUAAUACGUUCACAAUUUGAGGAUGCAUAUCUUCCUCACAGUUAUCUGUUCAACUUUUCUUGUGAAUGCUCUUCAAAUAUUAUUAUCAAAUUCGCAGAGUAUAUUCAUUUGGUGGCAGAGAAAAGCCCCAUCGAAAUUCAAAAUUUCUCAAAUGCAAAGUUAAGUUUUUGAAAGCUUGUGAACAGGAUACAAGACACAUUUUUGAUAGAAUGUUUUAAAACCUGGUGGGAUUGGUCAUGUAAAACAUGAUAGGACAAAUUUUCGAAAGAAAUGAAUGUAUGGUGUAAUAAUAUUAGACGAUUGAUUAAGUCAUUUUCUGGUUAUGUGUUGGUUUAAUUCAGUUAUUCAUACAUGUAUAUCUCUGAUAUAUAGUAAGGAGUUUUCUGAAUAGUAUAGACAGACCUGUAAUAACGGCCCAUACUCUUAGAUGAAAGCAAAAUAAUGGCAAUAUGUGAUGAACUUGGAAGCUCUGUGCAUGCUUACUGUUGGACCAAAAAAUAAUUCAGUUGCUUGUUAGUAUUAUUACAGAUUCAAAUAAGCACAAAAGGUGGACAGUAUUUAUUCACAGUGAUUAUGGUAAUUACAAUUUAUUCAAUGAAAUUGAUGUAUGGCAGUAUUUACAGUGAAUAUGGUAAUAACAAUAUAUUCAUUUAAAUUAAUGUAUGGCAGUAUCAUUAUCAUGUCUUUGUUUCGUGUAACUUAAUGAUCAUUCUUUCUUUUCUUUUCUUUUCUUUUUUGUUAAUGUUUGUUAUUUAUGUGAUAUUUUAAGAAUUUAUUUACUUACUGAUAAUAAUAGUGUGUACCUGUCUCUUUCAAUAACUUGAUAAAAUUAAUCAAAAAUAGACUUAGAUAAAUAUAUUUGAAAAGCUUUAAUUAACAAAUGCCAUUAUGAAGUAUUGUCAAUACAAUAAAACUUUAAGAGAGGUUUUUUGAAAUACUUGUUGCAUAAUAUUGCUCUUCUUCAUAGAUCAAUAUAUUAUUCAUUUCAAAUUAGUUCUUAAAGCUAAUGUAUAUCAGUUCAAUUUCCCAGACUCCUUGCUGAGCCUGAUACUUGUACAUGGAGAUCAAUAUAUGUAACGUGGUCUGUAGUGCUCACGUAUUAAGACUAAAUAUCUUACUAGAUAUGGUCUAUUGUUAUUAUAUACUGAUAAAUUUUAUACGCAAAUAUUCAUUAACAUUCAGCUUGAGGUGUUCUUAUAUCUUAACUUUUUUAUAUGUUUUGUUUUCUUCAACAUAAAUCUAUGAAAUCUC
Patella vulgata (common limpet) is the source of this 7627-nucleotide messenger RNA. RefSeq names its product protein SCAI. Gene Ontology annotation, molecular function: transcription corepressor activity. Bases 16 to 1743 code for a protein of 575 amino acids. The record is from RefSeq and is a predicted model, not a curated record. Gene Ontology annotation, cellular component: nucleus. The transcript is spliced from 16 exons. Gene Ontology annotation, biological process: DNA-templated transcription. NCBI's taxonomy places the organism in Eukaryota, Metazoa, Mollusca, Gastropoda, Patellidae.